UAUACUCGCAUAUUUUCUGGUUGCAAGAUUUGUGUCUCGAGCAAGCUGGAAUUGUUAUAAAAAUUUCUGCGAAAUCCAGCAACGAACGAGCCCGAUCGUUGAGUCCAAAUGCUUCAAUGACACCGAAGCAUUUUUGGGGCUCGUGCAAACUGAUAUUUGGAGUAGAUUUCUAGCUUCAUCGGUCUAAAAAUGAUGCUUUCAAGGCAGAAGCCGGCCACAGGGCCGGGCUCAAGCACUCCUGCUCAGGAGAGCAAGAAGAAGAAGCAGCUUCCUAAGUUAGAGGAGUAUCUAGAUGCAAGAGAUUACACUGGAGCUAUCACACUCUUAGAGUUUACAAGGAACAGUGGCAAGGGUAGUGAUGAGACUGACAUGUGGUUAGCCUACUGUACCUUCCAUCUUGGCGACUACAAGACGUCCAUGGAUGAAUAUGAGAAGAUGUCCAAGAGGGAUGUGGUUAAUCCAGAUGUCUGGGCCAACCUCGGCUGCUGUUACUUCUUCUUAGGGAUGUACCCUGAAGCUGAGGCUGCAGCACGGAAGGGCCUGGACAAAACUGGUCACCAGCCUGAUGCAGAUUCUCCAAAGAGUACACUUCAGAACAGGUUACUGUUUCAUCUUUCCCAAAAGUUCAAUGAUGAGAAGAAGCUGAUGUCACAUCAUCAGAACUUACAGGACAUUAUUCAAGAUCAGCUAAGCCUGGCCUCCAUACACUAUCUGCGCAGCCACUAUCAGGAAGCCAUAGACAUCUACAAGAGAAUCCUGCUUGAUAACAGGGAUUACCUGGCACUGAACGUCUAUGUUGCACUGUGUUACUACAAACUAGACUAUUACGACGUAUCACAGGAAGUCUUAGCUGUGUAUCUACAACAUUAUAGUGACAGCGCUAUCGCACUGAAUCUCAAGGCUUGUAACCACUUCAGAUUAUACAACGGCAAGGCAGCGGAGGCUGAACUGAAGAAUCUUCAAGACUUGGCCUCACCGUCCUUCACAUUUGCCCAAGAUCUGAUCAAACAUAACCUGGUUGUCUUCAGAGGUGGUGAGGGCGCCCUUCAGGUCUUAAACCCAUUAAUAGAUGUCAUCCCUGAGGCAAGGCUCAAUCUAGUCAUCUACUACCUCAAACAAGAUGAUGUGAAUGAGGCAUACAACUUGAUCAAAGAUCUUGAGCCAACCACACCACAGGAGUACAUACUGAAGGGUGUGGUCAACUCAGCGCUCGGGCAGGAGCAGGGCUCGAGAGAGCAUCUGAAAAUUGCUCAACAAUAUUUCCAGUUGGUUGGGGGCUCGGCAAGUGAAUGUGAUACCAUACCUGGUAGGCAGUGUAUGGCAGCGUGCUUCUUUCUACUGAAGCAGUUUGAAGAUGUGUUGAUUUAUCUCAACUCAGUCAAGAGUUAUUUCUACAAUGAUGACAGAUUCAACUAUAACUACGCUCAGGCCAAAGCAACUGCAGGAAACUUCAAAGAAGCUGAGGAGAUUUUCUUAUUAAUCCAGAGUGAGAAAAUUAAGAAUGAUUACACGUACCUCAGCUGGCUUGCAAGAUGCUAUAUCAUGAAUCGUAAGGCAAGACUUGCAUGGGAGCUGUACUUGAAGAUGGAAACAUCUGGUGAAUCAUUCAGUUUACUACAGCUCAUUGCUAACGACUGCUACAAGAUGGGUCAAUUCUACUAUGCUGCAAAGGCGUUUGACGUCUUAGAGAGGUUGGAUCCAAACCCUGAAUACUGGGAGGGAAAGAGAGGAGGAUGUGUUGGAGUCUUUCAACAGAUCAUUGCUGGACAUGAACCAAGGGAAACAUUGAGAGACAUUCUCCAGAUCCUUCGAAACACUGGUAACCCUCAGGUGGAGUACAUUAUUCGCAUCAUGAAGAAGUGGGCCAAGGACAACAGGGUACCAGUCUCAUGAGGUCAUCAGGAAUGACCCAAAACACAAUUCUGUCAUCACAAAACAUUCCACACCUAUGGUUGGGAGGGUCAUAUGCAAGUGAAUACAUUUUUGAGAAAGGGGUUGAUUAUGGCCUGCUUGAAAAAAAAGUUGUAUUUGUUUUGCUUGUGGGUACUUAUGCAACCAAUUUAUGCUUAGUAUUAACUGACUUGUGAAUGGUUUACUUCAACAAAAGGCAAUAUUGACUUAAUGCUGAUGGGUUUGCAUACCUUGAAAGGAUUAAAUUCAGACCUUGUAACUUUCCGAAAAGAGAAAAGUUGGAUCUUGGUAAUAGAUAAAUUUAUCAUUCUGACAACCUCUCUGAUACAAAACUUUAUGGUGCAAGGUAAAUAAAAACCAUCCUAAAAAUAUUCACACACAUAUCUGUGUAGGGAGUAUCCAUAAACAAAUUAAUUGUCAUAGGAGCAAAACAUUUGUUCUUUUUUUUUUAACUGAAGUGGGUAUUGUUGAUAAUUGGGAAAUAUCUUUGAAUACAAUCAGCAUUGUAAAUAUCAACUUGUGUAUUUUGUAAGGUGUACCUUUCAUUUUAUGGGAAACAAGUAUUGUCAACUUUGAGCCAUACUGUCUAUGAAAACAAAAUCUGAUUUUUAAUAUUUCAGAACUGAAAAACAAUAUUGAACAAAACUAUGUGUUCAUAAUUUGUUGUAUGUUUUUUUUAAUAUAAGUUAUGACAGGGCAACUUUCUAUGAAGUUCCUUAUUUUAUAAGAUUUGUACUGGAAAUAAUAUCAAUAGUCAAAAUAAGUGAAACCCCAAAUUUCAAGAUUGUGGUCUGUUUCAUGCAGGCUUUUUCUUGGCACAAAUUUGCUAUUUAGUGCGAAUUUAAAAGCAAAUGCAGCUCAAAAGCUAAAAUAAAUUUUUCUUUGGAUUUUCUUUGGAAGUUUGCGGUACUUAGAAAGAAUAUCUGUAUGAGUUGUGGUGGCUCCGACUUAUAAAAGAGUUUACUUGCAGGAGCUCAACACUUUUAAAAACAGAGAUUAUUUUAGUGGGGUUGAUGUAACUGUAUAUUGUUUGCUUGGCCGUCUAACCAUUCUAUAGCCCCAUCAUCCAAGACAGAUGUAAGCAACAUUUCGGUCACCAAUUAAUAAUUAUCUCAAAUUGAAUCAAGUUGUUAAACACAUUCUUAGCUAAGCACACUUCAUACUCUUGCUUAGCAAAAAAAAAAGAGUUGUCAGUCAACAUGUCUUGUGUCUUUAUGAGCAAUUAUUUAUGCUUCAACUUCUUUGCUGAUAAAAUGUACAUUAUGUGAAUUUGUUAUUAUGAAAAGUGUACUUAAAAUGUUUUCAUGUAAAAAGGGAAUGCUGUGUAUACAAAGUUCUUAAAAUAAAAGUAUUUAGUUGAUAUAAUAUA
Messenger RNA from Asterias rubens (European starfish), 3280 nucleotides. Its product is annotated as intraflagellar transport protein 56-like. Lineage: Eukaryota; Metazoa; Echinodermata; Asteroidea; Forcipulatida; Asteriidae. The coding region runs from base 190 to 1893 and encodes 567 amino acids. The record is from RefSeq and is a predicted model, not a curated record. Gene Ontology annotation, molecular function: protein binding; intraciliary transport particle B binding. Gene Ontology annotation, biological process: intraciliary transport involved in cilium assembly; intraciliary anterograde transport. Gene Ontology annotation, cellular component: intraciliary transport particle B; ciliary basal body; ciliary base. The transcript is spliced from 17 exons.